ACCUCCGUUAAACCCAGAAGAAGACGUUAACAGUACAGACGGUAACGAAAUGGCUUCGCUUCCUUUCGUCCGAGGCGCUCUACUCGUGUCGUUUUCGGUUCUUUUGACCGUAGUUCUGGGCUUCGGACUCCCAGCGUUGCUGAACGCUGUCGCUAAAUGCUGUGGUUUUCCUGAGACCAGCGUGACAGAGUGCAUAGUCGGCGUGUAUUUCAUGUUCGUCCUCUAUGUCGCGACACCGCGUAUACCCAGGGGAUCUAUAGAGGUAAAGGGAAAGGCAGUAUUCAUCACAGGCUGUGACAGUGGUUUUGGUCAUGCUACUGCCAAGCACCUCCACAAACUGGGCUUCACUGUCUUCGCUGGCUGUCUCUUCAAGGAUGAGGGCGGGGAGGGGUCUAAGGAGCUGGAGGAGAUGCAGUCAGAUCGGAUGAAGGUGAUUCAGCUGGACGUCUGCAGUGAGGAGCAGGUGAACAGAGCUGUGGACUACGUCAGCACACGCCUGGACGACUCACAGAGAGGUCUGUGGGCGGUGCUGAACAACGCAGGUGUGUCAACGUUUGGCGAGGUGGAGUUUACGACCAUGGAGACGUACCGCCAGGUGUCAGAGGUCAACCUGUGGGGGCUUAUCAGGGUCACCAAGGCCCUCCUGCCCCUCAUCCGUAGGGCCAAAGGUCGUGUGAUCAACGUGGCCAGUAUGUAUGGGCGGAUGGGCAAUGCCCUGCGUUCUCCAUACUGUGUGUCUAAAUAUGGCGUGGAAGCAUUCUCCGACUGUCUACGUUACGAGAUGAAGGCCUGGGGGGUCAAAGUCUCCGUCAUCGAGCCGGGGAACUUCAUUGUGGCCACGGGUAUCCUGACCCGGGACAUUGUGGCGACCACGGCUGGUAAACUGUGGCGCGAGGCGCCCCCAGGCGUCCAGGAGGACUAUGGCCACGCCCACUUCGACAAACACAUGGCUCUGAUGAGGUCAUACUGUAGCAGCGGACAGAAGGAUGUCCAACCCGUCCUAGAUGACAUCACCGACGCCGUCACGUCACGACGCCCGUUCACCCGCUAUAACCCCAUGGAGCCUCAUUGGUGGAUCAGGAUGCAGGCGAUGACGCACCUGCCUGCUGCCAUCUCUGACCGGCUCUACUUCUGAACUAGAGGAUCUCUACUGAACUAGAGGAUCUCUGACCGUCUCUACUGAACUAGAGGAUCUCUGACCGUCUCUACUGAACUAGAGGAUCUCUGACCGUCUCUACUGGACUAGAGGAUCUCUACUGAACUAGAGGAUCUCUGACCGUCUCUACUGAACUAGAGGAUCUCUGACCGUCUCUACUGAACUAGAGGAUCUCUACUGAACUAGAGGAUCUCUGACCGUCUCUACUGGACUAGAGGAUCUCUGACCGUCUCUACUGGACUAGAGGAUCUCUGACCGUCUCUACUGAACUAGAGGAUCUCUGACCGUCUCUUCUGAACUAGAGGAUCUCUACUGAACUAGAGGAUCUCUGACCGUCUCUACUGAACUAGAGGAUCUCUACUGAACUAGAGGAUCUCUACUGAACUAGAGGAUCUCUGACCGUCUCUACUGAACUAGAGGAUCUCUGACCGUCUCUACUGAACUAGAGGAUCUCUACUGAACUAGAGGAUCUCUACUGAACUAGAGGAUCUCUGACCGUCUCUUCUGAACUAGAGGAUCUCUGACCGUCUCUACUGGACUAGAGGAUCUCUACUGAACUAGAGGAUCUCUGACCGUCUCUACUGGACUAGAGGAUCUCUACUGAACUAGAGGAUCUCUGACCGUCUCUACUGGACUAGAGGAUCUCUACUGAACUAGAGGAUCUCUGACCGUCUCUACUGAACUAGAGGAUCUCUGACCGUCUCCAUAUGUAUAUCAUAUUGCAUUAGGGUUCUGUUCCACUUUAGUCUUUUUUAAAUUGGGAAAUUCCCUAUGGAAAAUUACAAGCGAUCGAUUCUCAAUAUGUAAAUCUAAUUUGAAUGAAUUUUCUGAUUUUUAAGAUUGGCUGUUCCCCUUGGAUCAUGGGGUCCAGAGACCACUGCUGUAGCUAAGGAUUGCUUGAUGCUGGAAAUCUGUGUUUUGAGCCAUUUUGAACAUUAUGCACUAUUGUCUUAUCUAAUAAAUAUAUAUAUUUAUUAUAUA
Molecule: messenger RNA, 2137 nt
Organism: Salmo salar (Atlantic salmon)
Lineage: Eukaryota; Metazoa; Chordata; Actinopteri; Salmoniformes; Salmonidae
Gene: bdh1
Product: 3-hydroxybutyrate dehydrogenase 1
Biological process (GO): steroid metabolic process
Cellular component (GO): intracellular membrane-bounded organelle
Molecular function (GO): oxidoreductase activity
Source: RefSeq, a predicted model, not a curated record